This is a messenger RNA of Aspergillus terreus NIH2624, 309 nucleotides long. RefSeq lists its product as uncharacterized. NCBI's taxonomy places the organism in Eukaryota, Fungi, Ascomycota, Eurotiomycetes, Eurotiales, Aspergillaceae. The record is from RefSeq and is a predicted model, not a curated record. The transcript is spliced from 2 exons. Bases 1 to 309 code for a protein of 102 amino acids.
AUGCCUCUUCCCGCUCGCAUGCACGUCCACCACGCCUACGAGGCCUCCUGCCAGUUUAGCCCUGUCACAUCCACCAUGGACAAUCUCUCCUACAACAGAAGACCCUCCAUGGCGUACGAACCGGAACCAGACCACUACUUCGCCGGCCGUCCCAGCCGGGAAAUUCGAGCGAACAAGAUCUACACGCAGACAUACAUCUUGCUCCAACUGCACCUAUGUGAAGUGAAGCAGCGAUGCCGUCUCAUCAAGGUUGGACUUUUCUUCCUCAAUACGUCCUCGACUGCGACUAACUCUGCUAGACGUCGCUGA